AACCCACAGAAGAAGAAGAAGGAAUUGUAGAUAUUGAAAGAGGACGAGAGAUGCAGGUGCGCGAUUAAAUAAGCACAGCCUCGUGAGCGUCAUAGGCGCGCGACAACAGGUGGUUUUGAUUCGGCGGGUGUGGGCCAAUUGUGUAAGAACUCCACUCACCUUCUCUUGGUUUAUGAAUGGUUUAAUCAACAGAGAUUGCAAUUAGGCUAUUUUAGCUUUCAACACAACAGGAAAAAUGGAUCUCUCAAAGAAUUCCGUUGCAAACAGGAGAAACAGAAAUGCGACCAAAGGGAACAAGGCUACUCUCAAGUCGAACGUUUCACCGGCGAUCAGGAGACUCAUUCAAGAGACCUCAAAUCAUAUUCCAUUGGGACGACAACUUCAAAGGACGCCGCCAACGUCAGAGUUGAAAAUAACUUUGCCUUUCGGCUCUGAAACACAAAUGAUUGAAACCACCCCUGGGCGAGAACCCUUGUCUCCUGCGCUAAAUAUGACCAUGGACCUUUACACAAUCGAGCGUGCAGAAACGGAAACAUACCGACGGUCUCGCAUCACUUCAAACACAAUCUGUUCAGGCAGUGUGCUGGAAGAGGACCCCUACUCAUUGAUAAGAGGCAUGCAGGGCUAUGAGGUUACCCCGGCAGACCUGGCAUUCCUCAAGCGAGCUAAGCAGGAGAGGCAGAUCAACACCUUACAGAUUGAAACCACCCCUGGGCGAGAACCCUUGUCUCCUGCGCUAAAUAUGACCAUGGACCUUUACACAAUCGAGCGUGCAGAAACGGAAACAUGCCGACGGUCUCGCAUCACUUCAAACACAAUCUGUUCAGGCAGUGUGCUGGAAGAGGACCCCUACUCAUUGAUAAGAGGCAUGCAGGGCUAUGAGGUUACCCCGGCAGACCUGGCAUUCCUCAAGCGAGCUAAGCAGGAGAGGCAGAUCAACACCUUACAGAGAGAGCUGGAUAAGUUACUGAGGCAGCGACGGAACCAGAUGCUGGCCAGGGAUCUGUCCUUGGCCUCCAGAGAGAAGAUCCUAGCUGACCUUGACGAGAUCCUGUCCUGUGAGCAGACUGUUCAUAUGGGGCGAGUGUUCCUCUCCAGGAGGCUGAGCUCACCUGAGGUAGAGGCCCUGGACUCCAAGUCCCUCCUGGCCCAGAUAAAGACUGCUGAUGUCCAGCAAGCUGUAGAGGAGGAACAAGCUGAGAUCAGUGAGCUAGAGGACAGAGUGGCCAGAGGCCUGGAGCUCAGAGAGAAAGAGGAGAAAAGACAACAGGAGAUUGAGAAUCAGAACAAAGAAAUCUUCAAGAAGAAGGCGAACAUCAAGCAUCUGAUGAAGGAACUAUCAGAGCUCAAAUCCCAACUGGCUGGAGCAGAGGAGUCUUUGCUAGCCAUUCAAGGCAAGAUGGAAACUUUGAAAGACACAGAAAAAGAGGAAGACGCGGGUCCCCAGGAGGCAUUGCAAGUCGCCCCAAGCCAAGCAAAGGCUCCCAAGGCAAAAAGGAAUGGUGGGGAAACAAUUCCCCAACAGGCUUCUCAUGUCCGAAUGAAAGCUGAAAAUACACCUACCACGGUUGGAGAGUCACAUAUGGCCUGUGGUCUCAGACGAUCAAAGAGGAUAGCGACUAAGAGGAGCUGUGUUGAGAGUAAGCCUGUUUUGAGGAAAACUCACCCUGUCAAAGCAAGCAUUUCACAUGGAGAAAACUGAAACUUUGGAGGUUUAAGGAGUUUGUUUUACUGCUUGUUUGGUACUGUAGUUAGGUUUCCAUCCAAUUGGCGACACAUUUUCUUGCAAAUGUUCUAAAGUCCACACAGAAACAAUAUAUGUAUUUUCCCACCGGACGUGUUUCCAUCAAACUGACUUUUUAGAGGAUAACAUGUUGUGCGUGAUGACAGUGCACAUAAAAACACUUUUACGCUUAAGUUUUUAUGGACAGAAUAAAAGAACAGAAGUUGAAUGUGUUUCCAUAGCAUUUUCAACUCUAUGGAUGGUUUUGUCACACAAACUGCAAUAAAUAGCAUACUUGCCCCA
Messenger RNA from Coregonus clupeaformis (lake whitefish), 2026 nucleotides. RefSeq lists its product as uncharacterized. The record is from RefSeq and is a predicted model, not a curated record. Bases 236 to 1702 code for a protein of 488 amino acids. NCBI's taxonomy places the organism in Eukaryota, Metazoa, Chordata, Actinopteri, Salmoniformes, Salmonidae. The transcript has 10 exons.